UUUGGAAGAAUUUGCUUUUUCUCGGGAAUCCCAUUAAAAUUUGUAUAUUUAAAAGAGAAAUCUGGCGAUUUAAGGUAUUCAGAGCUGCAAUUUAUAAACAAGACUAGCAUUUUAUGUGGUGUUUGAGAAGAAAAGAAUAAUUCCAGAGCAUACAGAAUCAAAUUCGUUUGUGCAUYAAUGGAUGUCAGAAGCGACUGCUCGGAAACUCUCUUAGGAACAUGUCAAGCGAUGUGUUCCUCGGCAGAACAUCAAGAAAGACAACAGCAAAGAAGACUUAGUGUUUUCGAAACACCAUCGAGCUCACACAAAAACCUACCAGUAAAAGAAUACUCGAGAUGCGCUGCUGGAAAACAAACGAGUCUUUCUGAACUUCGACCCGAAGGAGUUCUUGUCAAAACUAUGAACUAUCUCAUUGACGAGAUCGUUGACCGCACUGAUCAUCCUUGGUCUACUGUUUAUCAUUUUGUUUUUGAUCGAAUAAGAGCCAUACGACAAGACUUGGUCAUUCAAAGAAUAGCGAAUGAAUCCACGGUAGAAAUUUUAGAAAAAGCUGUGAGGUUUCAUAUAUUYGCUCAUUAUAAACUUUGCAGCUGCYCUCUUGAGUCCUAUGAUCCGUUUAUCAAUGACAGCCAUCUUCAAGAGUGUCUAAAAAGGCUUCUUGUUCUUUAUGAUUGCAACAUGGCUUCGCAYAACAGAGCAGAAUUUGAGGCAUAUUACUUACUCCACAAUCUUGGCUCUCAUGAAGCCAUUGAGCGGAUUUUAARGUUGCCACUCAACAUCAAAACRCAGCAAUGCUUGAAAAUGUCUUUGGAUUUGAGUCUGAURCUUUUACUCGGAAACUAUGUGUAUGUAUUUAGARUUACCAAGAAAUUGCCAUUUCUAGCKUGCUGCCUUGUUCAGAAGCAUUCCWUWACUGUACGAUGCAAYGCCAUUGCAAUAUUGAACACUGCAUUUAGCAAUCCUAAUUGCAGAUUUCCUCUAGMAAUAUUYUCMGAAAUACUUGACUUUGKAAACAUUGAUGCYGCAAAGGAAUUUGUGUCACRAUUUGGYAUUGAAGUYGUUGAUAAUCAUAUAAAGUUCUCCAAGAAAACUUUCACUCCACAGCCAUUGAAAYCCUCAGAAGAUAAGAAUUACAGCWUGAAGUCYRUAGAAAAUAGUAUUCCAGGAUUAGGUAGAGACRUUUUGCAAGGGAKAGAAACUCAAUCAAAUGUAAGAARUGAAUCUGAUGGCACAACCUGUUUGUCAAUGAGAAAAACAGGUCAARCAGGAAACUGUGAARAGACMCAAGAUAAAGWACCAGUAGUUGUGUACGGCAGAGGGAGAGGAGUAAGGCAGUUUUCAACAGKACAAAUUAAUCCUCAUGGAGGGAGGGGUAGGGGAAGAGGAAGAGGGAGAGGAAGAGAAAGGAUUGGCAACAAUCCAUAAUUAAUUACCAMUUUCUAUUUUCUGUUAGUAAUUUUCAUAAAAUAAAUUGUGAGUUGCAUAAAAUAACUAAGAUCUCUUAACAACAAGUUGUAAUUUCAUGUCACAAAAUGAGUGUUUGAAUUCCAUUAAAAAAUCAUCCAUUGGGUUGACAAAAGCAC
This is a messenger RNA of Exaiptasia diaphana, 1583 nucleotides long. RefSeq names its product SAC3 domain-containing protein 1. The transcript has a single exon. Bases 178 to 1425 code for a protein of 415 amino acids. Gene Ontology annotation, cellular component: nucleus; centrosome; spindle. Gene Ontology annotation, biological process: spindle assembly; centrosome duplication. NCBI's taxonomy places the organism in Eukaryota, Metazoa, Cnidaria, Anthozoa, Actiniaria, Aiptasiidae. The record is from RefSeq and is a predicted model, not a curated record.